Phyllotreta striolata is the source of this 702-nucleotide messenger RNA. The record is from the annotation of a GenBank genome assembly. NCBI's taxonomy places the organism in Eukaryota, Metazoa, Arthropoda, Insecta, Coleoptera, Chrysomelidae.
AUGACGGUGACUAACAUACACUUGUCGAAUCCGUGCAACAUCGCUUCUGCGUACAGCAAAUGCGGCAGGUACUUGAGGAAGAUAUUGAAAUUCGAUCAAAUGGACUUCCAAUUCGCCAUGUGGCAGAUGCUGUAUUUGUUCAUCAACCCGCAGAAGUUGAUCAAGUUGUUUCAGGCUCGUAAAUUGGCCAAGUCCCAAUACGCUCGAGACGAUCCGGCGUUUUUGGUGUUGUUCACCGGCGCUCUUUGCGUCACGAGCAUCGGAUUUUCGCUAGUGUUACAGUUAUCUAUCAUGCAAUUUAUCAUGUUUUUAUUUUUCGUAAUUAUCGUAGAUUGUUUGUGUUUAGGUAUAAUGGUAGCGACUUUGUUUUGGUACGUGACGAAUACGUUUUUGAAGCCCAAAAACAGCCUGCAAGACGUCGAGUGGGGUUAUUCGUUCGAUAUACAUUUAAACGCGUUUUUCCCGCCGCUGAUUCUACUGCAUUUCAUCCAGUUGUUCUUUUAUAACGGGAUCAUCAGCCACCAAUGGUUUCUGUCGGUGUUGUUGGGCAACACGUUCUGGCUGUGCUCGUGCUUGUAUUAUUUCUACAUAACGUUUUUGGGUUACAAUUCGCUUUCGUUUUUGACUAAUAGCAGAUAUUUUUUAGCGCCCGUUCCGUGGAUAGUAGUCGUGUACAUUAUAGGGUAUUGUAAAUACAACUGA